AUGGAGUUAAAACAAUCUCUUUUAGAAUCAACUUCAAGGGAAGAUGCCAAUAAAAAAUAUUUUAAGACUCACAACAUUUUAUUUACAAAAAUAACUUAGUUUGUUAAAAGCCUUAAAACAUAAUCAAAAGAUCAACAGCUCAAUAAUAAAUAAAUAGAUCCUUUUAUAGCCUAAAGUACUAGUGUAGAUGUUUAAUUAGAAAAACUAGAAAAAUACAUUUAGGAAAACCAAUAACAUUUCUAAUCUACCAAUUUUAACUUAUUCAAAAUUUACAAACAAAUGACAGGCCUUACUCUUUUAAAAGGCUUCUUCUUAUCUGUUUCAAAUGAACUUUUAUCAGCAUCAGGUAUUUUUAUGCUGGACUUUGUCACUGAUCAAAUGAAAGAUUUCACAGGAUUGUCUAGUUAAAAGGCUUUAAUUUCAAUAAUAUUCCUAGGGAUAGUGAUAAACUAUACUAUAAAAAACUUUGUGUGGACGAAUUAUCAAUGGAUGAAUUACAGAUGGUAGGCUUUGUGUAAAACUACACUCUAAUAUAUCAUUUAUAAAAAAUCCUUAAAAGUUAAGAAUUAUUCAAAAUAGAAUAAUAGUGUUGAGCCAAAAAUUUAAAAAUUAGAAAACUAAGCUGAAGGACAAGGAGAUGAAAAGUUAGACAUAACUUCUUUUUAAAAAGUUAAUCCCGAUAUAAAUAACUUAUUAACUGUAGAUGUAGAAGAAUCGAUGCAGUUAUUUUGGGGAAUAAACUAAUUAGUUGCUAGCUUAGCUGUAAUAAUAAUCACGUUUGCUAUCAUUUAUUAUAAAAUCGGUAAGUCGAUUGUAAAUGGACUUUAUUUAAUGGCAGGAGCAAUGGCAGUAAGUUUUCUUUCUGGAUUUUUCAUGAAUAUCUUUUAUGACAGAAUAUACAGCCAUAAAGAUAGCAGAAUUUCUCUUUGCAAAGAUGUGAUAGAAGGGAUGAAGAGUAUAAAAUACUUAGGAUGGGAAAAUAUAUUUUCUAAUAAAAUCAAAGACUUGAGACAAAAAGAAUUUUUUAAUGUAGCUGCUAUGAGGUCAAUUGAUGGAAUCUUUAGUACUUUUAUAGUAUGUUCAAAUUAUUUUCUCUUGUAUUGCUUUAUUGUAUCAUAUAUAAACGAUGGAAACGAGCUGAUCAAUUCUAAUGUCUUUACUAUUAUAGCCCUUUUUGGUAAUUUAGCUUUUCCAAUUGGAAUGAUACCCUUUUCUCUUAAGUGCAUGACAAAAGCAAGAAUUUCUUUCUUUAGAAUCAAAAGCUUCUUAAACAUUGAUGAAAUUGAUGAAUCUCAAAUUAUUUAGACAAGUGAAAAUCAAUCCUAAGUAGCUGUUCAAAUUCAAAAUUAAUAUUUCUCUUGGCCUAACAAAGAAUUAAAUGAAGAAUAAAAUAUAAAAUAGAGACAGUAAAAGCAAGAUAUUUCAGAUUCAGAAAGCCAAUUUGAAGACUAAGAAAAUAGCGUUUCUAAAAAUAGCUCAGAAUUUAAUUUGUUUAUUGAUAACAUUUAAAUCUAAAAAAAUUCUCUGAAUUUUGUAAUCGGAAAAGUUGGAUGUGGAAAAACAUUAUUUUUACUCUCAAUCAUGAAUGAGAUGGAAAAAAGGUCUUAAAAUUUUGACCAAUCUAUUAUUAAAGAUGACCUUAAAUAAGUAAAUACCUUAAAAAUGACAAAUUAUGAAAAUAAAAUCAUAGUGAAUGGUAAUGUGGCAUAUGUCAGUUAGAAUCAUUGGCUUUAAUCAAAAACAAUCAAAGAAAAUAUACUUUUAGGAAAAAAAUAUGAUCAAGACCUUUAUUUGAAAUGUCUUGAAAUAAGCUAGCUAAAGACUGAUUUAUCUCAAUUCUCAAAGGGAGAUUAAAAAAUUAUUUCUUCAGAUGGAAAUAAUUUAAGUGGAGGUCAGAGAUAAAGAAUUUCAUUGUGUAGAGCACUCUACUAAGAUAAAGAAAUCUACUUAUUAGAUGAUAUAUUUAGUUCGCUAGAUGCUCAUGUGGCAGAAUACAUUUAUAAGAAUGCUAUAUUAGAUUACUUAAUCAAAUAAAAAAAUAAAACAGUUAUUUUAGUAACUAGUAAUUAUGAGUUUUUAAGCAAUGAGAGUAUUCAAAAUAUAAUUUAUUUGAGAAAUGGGAGGAUUAUUAAUGACUAAGAAGAAAUAUAAAGCUAUAUCUUAAAUUGCAAAUAAAAAUAAAAAAAGAAUGAUUUCUUCUUUGAAAGCGAUUACUUUUAAAACUCAAGUAAUCUAAACAAUAAAUAUAAUAAGAAUUCAGAUGAAGAGAUCGAUUAAUUAAAUAUAACUUAAAAAUAAAUUAAACUAAAACCAGAAAAUUAAAAAAAUAUAGGAUUUAACCAAACAAAUGAGCAGAAUGAAGUAUAAAAUAAUAAUGAGAUAAGCUCAGAAGAAGGAGAAAAAAAUGAAGAAUAUAGAGAGAAAGGUAUUAUUAAGUGGGAAACUUUAAAGACUUAUAUGAAAAGUUAAGGCAUAGUUUACUUAUUUUUUUUUAUAGUAUUUUUUGCUUUAGUAGAAGUGGCUAGCUUAUUGAUUGACUUUUGGCUUAGAGAUAAGCUGAUAAAUUAAAAUGAGGAAGAUUCUGCUUUUAUUUUUAUAAACAAACUUUUUUAAAGUUUUCAAGAGACAUUCCUUUUUUUAACAAUGCUUUAGCUAUCUUUAAUGCUUAUUGGGGCUUUCUUUUAUGUUGUCAUAUCGUUAUUAAGUUGUUACAGACUUUAUAAUAAGUUAAAUAACUCUAUAAUGUCUAGUAAAAUGGUUUUUUUUGAUAAAAAUCCUGUUGGAAGAAUUAUGAGCAGACUCUCUGAUGAUAUUAACUCUAUUGAUGAUGAUCUACCUUUGAAUUUUGAAACUGCAUCUGAACAAGUUGUUCUUGCAAUUGGUUAUCCAGUUGGUAUCUCUAUUUAGUUUCCUUGGAUGAGUGCUUUUUUUGUAGUUGCUAUAGUAAUUACAUAUUUUAUUUCAAAUAUGUAUAGAAGUUCAAACAGAGAAGUCAAAAGGCUAAACUCCCUAAAUAAAGGUUAGCUUCUCACUCAUAUUUCUGAAUCUUGCAAAGGAUUAGUAACAAUUAGGUCUUUUUAAAAAUAAGCUUACAUGACAAAAUAAUAUAUUUUAAGAUUAACGAAUAAUAUAAACACAUUUUUACUUUCUUUAUCUUUGUAGAUGUGGUUGUUUGUAAGGCUACUUUUAAUUUCUAAUGGAAUCUAGCUAGUUCUUUCAAUAACAGCAAUUAUCAUAAUAACUUCUGAAGCAAAUGUGGAUAUGAAUAUUAUUGUCCUAUGUUUAUCGUAUGGAAUUUUAUUUAGCGGUUAAAUUCUUGAUGUUGUUUAUUUCGUUUGUUUAACUGAAUAAGAAUUAAUCAGUGUUGAGAGAAUAAGACAGUAUUUUGAUAACCCCUAAGAAAAUGUUUAUACCAUUCAAAACUCUAACAAAUAUAUACAAUCAGCAUAUGCUUUAAGUCCUUCUGAUAUAAAUCAGAAUUUUUCCAUAAUCUUCUAAGAUCUAAGCAUCACUUAUGAUGAAUUGAAUGAAUAAAAUUCUGAUCUUGUAUAGUAUGCUCUAAAAGACUUUAAUCUUCAAAUCAAAAAAGGAGAGAAAAUUGCAUUUUGUGGAAGAACAGGUUCUGGUAAAACCUCGAUCCUUAAUUGUUUGUUUAGAUUAUAUGAUUACCAAAAAGGAUAAAUCUUAAUAGAUAAUAAAGAUAUUCAAGAUAUGAGCUUGAAGGAGUUAAGAAAUAAAAUGGCUAUCAUUCCUUAAUUUGGAUUUUUAUAUAAUGCAACUCUUAGAGAUAACAUAGAUCCAAUCAAUGAAAUACCUGAUGAAAAUAUUUAAAGAUGCAUUCAAUCAAUUCAAGAAGAUGGUCAGUUGAAUUAAAAUGACUGCUUCUAAGAAUUAGAUUUUGAAAUCCAAGAAGGUGGGAAGAAUUUAUCAAAUGGACAAAAGUAAAUUAUAAACUUUAUUAGAGUGGCUCUGAGGUAGACAGAAAUAAUUUGCUUGGAUGAAGCUACUUCUAACAUGGAUCCAAAAACAGACGAAUUGAUUCACAAAAAGUUAUUUGAAUUAAGUGAAGGAAAAACACUUCUAGUGAUAACUCACAGAUUAGAAAAUAUACAUAAAUUUGAUAGGAUAGUAGUGUUAGAUUCUGGAAAAAUUGUCGAAGAAGGAAAUUAUGAGUAACUAAGAUAUACAAAUAUAAUAAUUAACAUAAUUAAAGUAUCUAUAUUAAAUAAAUUAUAAAUGGAUAUAAAGUAACCACUUCUUGUAGAGUAAUCUUCAGAUCAAAGUAGUUAGUAUACUUUCAAGGCUCAUAACAUUUUCUUUACAAGAUUAACUUCAUUUAUAAAGUAAAUUAAGUUUUUAAAUGAUGGUCAAUACAUAUCUAAUCAGUAAACCUAGCCAUUUAUAGCCCAAAGCACCAGCGUAGAUGUUUAAAUCAAUAAAUUAGAAAAAUUCAUGAGUGAUAAUUAAUAGCACUUUUAACCAAACAAUUUUAAUUUAUAUAAAAUUUACGUUUAAAUGACUGGAUUUACACUAGGUAAAGGUAUUUUCCUUUCAGUUAUGAAUGAAGUUUUAUCUGCCUCAGGCAUAUUUUUACUUGAUUAUGUUACUGAUAAACUCAAGUAGUUUAAUGGAGAGUCCAAUGAAAAGCUUAUCAUAUCGUUUAUUCUUAUUGGAAUAGUUGUGAACUAUACUGUCAAAAAUAUUAUUUAGGGGAAAUAUUAUUGGUUGGAUUACAAAUGGCAAGCUUUGUGUAAAACAACUCUUUAAUAUUUAAUUUAUAAAAAAUCACUAAAAGUCAAAAACUACUCUAAGUAGAGCAACUUAGUGGCUGAACAAAAAAAGGAGGAUAAUCAAAAAUAAGAGAAUGAUGAAACAGAAGGAGAAGAGGAAAUUACAUCUUUUUAAAAAAGAAAUCCUGAUAUAAACAACUUAUUGACUGUUGAUAUUGAAGAAUCGAUGCAGCUUUUUUGGGGUAUUACUUAACUAGUUGACAGUAUAGCUGUUAUAAUUAUUACUCUAAUUUUCCUCUUCUAUAAAAUUGGAAAGUCCAUGUUUAACGGAUUAUAUUUAAUGGCUGGAGCUAUGUUAAUAGGUUUCCUCUCAGGCUACAUAAUGAAUAUCUUCUAUGAUAAAAUUUAUGGAUGUAAAGACAAUAGAAUCUCACUAAGUAAGGAUGUUAUUGAAGGAAUGAAGAGCAUUAAAUAUUUAGGAUGGGAAACUAUAUUUUCAAAUAAAAUAAAAGAUUUGAGAAGAAAAGAGUUUUUCUAAAUAUCUGUUAUGAGAAUUAUUGAUGGAUUCUUCAGUACCUUCAUGCUAAGCUUAGGAUAUUUGUUACUUUAUAUUUUUAUUGUUUCAUAUGUUAAUGAUGGAAAUGACCUAUAAGAUUCAAAUGUAUUCACAAUAAUUGCUCUUUUUGGUAAUUUAGCUUUCCCAAUAGGCAUGAUUCCUUUCACUACUAAAUGUAUCUCCAAAGCUAGAAUCUCUUUCUUAAGAAUUAAAGGCUUUUUGAAUAUUGAAGAAAUAAAUGAAUCAGAUGUCAUAAAGGUAGAUAAUGAUGAAAUUAAUUAAGAUGUAUAAAACGCAAUUGUUAUGAAUCAACUCAAGUUCAGCUGGCCAAACAAAGAGAUAAAUGAAGAAUAAAAUGAAGAGAGAGUUUCUGAAAAAUCAAAUAAUAUAAAGUCUUCAGGAUAGCUUAAUUAACUAGAUGAUUAAAGUAUCUAAGAUUCUAAAAUUAGCUCUGAAUUUACUUUAUAUAUUGAUGAAAUGAUAAUAUAGAAAGGCACCUUGAAUUUUGUUAUUGGUAAAAUAGGUUGUGGAAAAACUGCUUUUUUGCUUUCGAUUUUGAAUGAGAUGGAAAAAAAAUAACACCAAUCUGAUCCAUCAAUUAUUAAUAACAAUUCUCAACAAAUAGAUGCCUUAAAAAUGACUAACUUUGAUAAUAAAAUAGUUGUAAAUGGGAGUAUAGGAUAUGUAAGCUAAAAUCAUUGGCUAUAAACCAAGACAAUAAGAGAUAAUAUUCUUUUUGGAAAAAUUUAUGAUUAAGAACUUUAUCAAAAGUGUCUGGAUUUAUGCUAAUUGAAGAUUGAUUUAUCUCAUUUUUAUAAGGGUGAUUAAAAGGUUAUAUCUUCAGACGGUAAUAAUCUGAGUGGAGGUUAGAGAUAAAGAAUUUCUUUGUGCAGAGCACUGUACUAAGAUAAUGAUAUUUAUUUAUUAGAUGAUAUAUUUAGCUCUUUGGAUGCUCAUGUUGCUGAGCAUAUCUAUAAAAAUGCCAUUUUAGAUUAUUUAAUUAAAUAAAAAAAUAAAACAGUCAUUCUAGUUACAAGUCACUAUGGAUUUAUAACAAAUGAUAAUAUUUCUAAUAUCAUUUACUUAAAGAACGGAGAAAUUAUUCAUGACUAAAAAUAAAUUUAUAGUUAUAUUCAGAAUUCUUAAUAAGAUUCUAAAACUAAAGAUUUUAAUUUCUUAAAUGAAUAAGAAGAUGAUUUAUAAGAUCAAGAAGUAGAAGAAAAUAAGGUUGAAAACUCUGAGACUAACUAAUAAUUAAUCUAAAGAAAAGUAGAUAGUGAAUAAGACCACUUGAUGCUUUAAAAGAAAAAUUCUACAAGUAGCGAAACUAAAUUAGCAUUGAGAAAAGAAAACUCUAAAAAGUAGAAUUUUAAGGAUAAAGAUGAAGAUUUAGUAGAAGGUGAAGGAGAAAACGAAGAAUUUAGAGAAAAAGGUUCGAUAAAGUGGGAUACUUUAAAAUUAUAUAUGAAAAGCUAAGGAGUUAUUUUUCUAAUAUUACUCAUAUUGUUUUUUUCUUUAGUGGAAGCAGCAACUCUACUUAUUGAUUUUUGGUUAAGAGAUAAGUUGAUGUAUUCAAAUGAAGAGGAUUCUGCCUUUGUCUUUAUAAAUAAACUAUUUUCCAGCUUUAAAGAUACAUUCCUUUUUUUGACUAUGCUUUAAUUGUUUUUAAUGAUUUUAAGCUCUGUUUUUUAUGUUCUGGUUUCAUUAUUAAGUUGCUACAGACUUUUUAAUAAACUAAAUAGCUCAAUAAUGUCAAGCAAAAUGGUCUUUUUUGAUAAAAAUCCUGUUGGAAGAAUUAUGAAUAGACUCUCUGAUGAUAUGAAUUCUAUUGAUGAUGAUCUUCCUUUAAAUAUUGAAGUCACAUUAGAACUUAUGACUUAUGCUAUAGGAUAUCCUGUUGGCAUUUCAAUUUAGUUUCCUUGGAUGAGUGCUUUUUUUGUUAUAGCUAUAGUAAUAACAUAUUUUAUCUCUAAAAUGUACAGAAUGGCUAAUAGAGAAAUUAAAAGAUUAAAUUCUUUAAAUAAAGGAUAACUGCUCAGUCAUAUAUCAGAGUCUUGUAAAGGUUUAGUAACUGUCAGAUCAUUACAAAAACAGCUUUAUAUGAGUUAGUUAUAUGUCGAAAGAUUAAAAAACAAUGUUAAUACAUUUUUACUAUCAUUAUCACUAUAAUAAUGGAUGAUUGUAAGGUUGCUUUUAAUUUCAAAUAUAAUUCAGCUUUUGGUUGUAAUAACAGCUAUUAUGAUCAUUACAAUUGAAUUUUCUGUAGAUAUUAAUGUUAUCGUUUUAUGCUUAUCAUAUGGAAUCUUAUUUAGUGGAUCGAUAUGUGAUGUCAUGUACUUUAUAUGCUUAACUGAGUAAGAGUUAAUCAGUGUUGAGAGAGUAAGACAGUACUUUGACAAUCCACAAGAGAAUCUUGAUAACGUUGAUAAUUCUACUUAAAAAUUACAAUCUGUUGAAUAGACCUUAAGUCCUUCUGAUAUUAAUCAGAAUUUCUCUAUAAUCUUCAAAGAUUUGUCUAUUACAUACGAUGAACUGAACGAGCAUAAUACUGAUCAUGUACAAUAUGCUCUCAAAAACUUUAAUCUUAAAAUUAGAAAAGGAGAGAAAGUUGCUUUCUGUGGAAGAACAGGCUCUGGUAAAACCUCUAUCCUUAAUUGUUUGUUUAGAUUAUAUGAUUACCAAAAAGGGUAAAUCUUCAUAGAUAAUACUGAUAUUCUAAGCAUGAGUUUGAAGGAGCUUAGAAAAAAAAUGGCUAUCAUUCCUUAGUUUGGCUUUUUAUACAAUGCCACUCUUAGAGAUAAUAUAGAUCCUGUAAAUGAAAUAUCUGAAGAAGAAAUUCAAAGAUGUAUACAAUCAAUUCAAGAAGAGGGUCAAUUAAAUUCAAAUGACUGCUUCUAAGAGUUAGAUUUCGAAAUCUAAGAAGGUGGAAAGAAUUUAUCAAAUGGAUAAAAGUAAAUAAUUAAUUUUAUUAGAGUGGCUUUGAGGUAGACAGAAAUAAUUUGCUUGGAUGAAGCCACUUCUAAUAUGGAUCCAAAAACAGACGAAUUAAUUCAUGAGAAAUUAUUUGAGUUAAGUGAAGGAAAAACACUUCUAGUAAUAACUCAUAGGCUAGAAAAUAUUCAUAAAUUUGAUAGAAUCGUUGUGCUUGAUUCUGGGAGAAUUGUAGAAGUGGGUAACUAUGAUUAACUAAGAUAAAUAGAAGGAGGAUUUUUUAAUAGAUUAAUCACAUAAAAAUGA
Molecule: messenger RNA, 8523 nt
Organism: Tetrahymena thermophila SB210
Lineage: Eukaryota; Ciliophora; Oligohymenophorea; Hymenostomatida; Tetrahymenidae
Product: ABC transporter C family protein
Exons: 14
Biological process (GO): transmembrane transport
Cellular component (GO): membrane
Molecular function (GO): ATP hydrolysis activity; ABC-type transporter activity; ATP binding
Source: RefSeq, a predicted model, not a curated record